UGCUUCAGGAUGAAGCUGAACAUCUCUUUCCCAGCCACAGGCUGUCAGAAACUCAUUGAAGUGGAUGAUGAAUGCAAACUUCAUACUUUUUAUGAGAAGUGUAUGGCCACGGAAGUUGCUGUUGAUGCUCUGGGUGAAAAGUGGAAGGGUUAUGUAGUUCAAAUCAAUGGUGGGAAUGACCAACAAGGUUUCCCCAUGGAGCAGGGUUUCUUUACCCAUGGUCAUGCCCACCUGCUGCUGAACAAGGGGCAUUCCUGUUACAGACCAAGGAGGACUGGAGAGCAAAAGCAAAAAUCAGUUCAGGGUUGCAUUGUGGAUGCCAAAUCUCAGUGUUCUCAACUUGGUUAUUGUAAAUAAAAAGGGGAGAAAGAUAUUCCUGGUCUCACUGAUAGUACUAUGCCUGGUCACCUGGGGCCCAAAAGAGCUAACAGAAUCCACAAACUUUUCAACCUCUCUAAAAAAGAUGAGGUCCACCAAUAUGUUGUGAGGAAACCCCUAAACAAGGAAGGUAAGAAAACUAGAACCAAAGCACCUAAGAUUCAGUGUCUUUUUACUCCACGUGUCCUGCAACACAAACAUCGGUGUAUUGCUCUGAAGAAGCAACAUACUAACAAAAAUAAGGAAGAGGCCGCUGAGCAUGCUAAACUUUUGGCUAAGAGGGAGAAGGAUGCCAAAGAAAAAUGCCAGGAACAAAUUGCCAAGAGAUGUAGGCUGUCCUCUCUGAGAGCUUCUAUCUCUAAGUCUGAGUCCAGCCAUAAAUGAGGUCUUCUAAGAGUAACAAAUAAGGGUAAACAU
Molecule: messenger RNA, 795 nt
Organism: Phyllostomus discolor (pale spear-nosed bat)
Lineage: Eukaryota; Metazoa; Chordata; Mammalia; Chiroptera; Phyllostomidae
Product: 40S ribosomal protein S6-like
Exons: 1
Biological process (GO): translation
Cellular component (GO): ribosome
Molecular function (GO): structural constituent of ribosome
Source: RefSeq, a predicted model, not a curated record